UGCUGCCACCUCAACAUGGAGUAGCGAGACCCCCAGCGCUUACUGCUCACAAGCGGAUCCCACGGAGAGGAAUACGCGACGGCCUCUGUCGAUUCAUCCGCGGAGGUCCCGGCGAACGAGACAGCGGCGAUAUUUCUUUCGUAAACGCGCAUGAAAGCUCGGCUUUUAUUUGAAAGAUGGCGAACGACUCUCCAGCUAAAAGUCUCGUAGACAUAGACUUGGCUUCGUUGCGGGAUCCAGCUGGGAUAUUUGAAUUGGUGGAGGUAGUUGGAAAUGGCACCUAUGGACAAGUAUACAAGGGACGACACGUCAAGACUGGACAGCUGGCUGCCAUCAAAGUCAUGGACGUCACAGAGGAUGAAGAGGAGGAAAUUAAACUGGAGAUCAAUAUGCUGAAGAAGUAUUCCCACCACAGAAACAUCGCCACCUACUACGGUGCUUUCAUUAAAAAGAGCCCCCCGGGACACGAUGACCAGCUAUGGCUGGUGAUGGAGUUCUGUGGAGCUGGUUCCAUCACAGACCUGGUGAAGAACACCAAGGGGAACCAGCUGAAAGAAGACUGGAUCGGCUACAUCUCCAGAGAGAUCCUCAGGGGUCUGGCCCACCUUCACGCCCACCACGUUAUCCACCGCGACAUCAAGGGCCAGAACGUCCUGUUGACGGAGAAUGCCGAAGUCAAACUCGUGGACUUUGGCGUGAGUGCUCAGCUCGACCGGACCGUGGGGAGGAGGAACACCUUUAUCGGGACCCCUUACUGGAUGGCCCCUGAGGUCAUUGCUUGUGACGAGAACCCAGACGCUACAUAUGAUUACAGAAGUGAUCUGUGGUCCUGUGGAAUCACAGCAAUUGAAAUGGCUGAAGGAGCACCACCUCUUUGUGACAUGCACCCAAUGCGUGCGCUCUUCCUCAUUCCAAGAAACCCUCCGCCCAAACUCAAGUCCAAAAAAUGGUCCAAAAAGUUCUUCAGUUUCAUCGAGGGCUGCCUGGUGAAGAACUACACCCAGCGCCCCCCGACAGACCAGCUGCUUAAGCACCCCUUUAUCCGGGACCAGCCCAACGAGAGGCAGGUCCGCAUCCAGCUCAAAGACCACAUCGACCGCACCAAGAAGAAGAGGGGAGAGAAAGAUGAGACGGAGUACGAGUACAGUGGCAGUGAGGAGGAGGAAGAGGAUCCUCCAGAGCAGGAGGGAGAACCCAGCUCCAUCGUCAAUGUGCCAGGCGAGUCCACGCUGCGGCGCGACUUCAUCCGCCUGCAGCAGGAGAACAAAGAGCGAUCGGAGGCUCUCCGACGCCACCAGCACCUCCAGGAGCAGCAGCUCCGGGAGCAGGAGGAGUACAAGCGCCAACUACUGGCCGAGAGGCAGAAACGCAUCGAGCAACAGAAGGAGCAGAGGAGGCGGCUGGAGGAGCAACAGCGCCGCGAACGGGAGAUGCGGAGGCAGCAGGAGCGCGAGCAGCGUCGGCGCGAGCAGGAGGAAAAGAGGCGCGUUGAAGAAAUGGAUCGCAGACGUAAAGAAGAGGAGGAACGCCGGCGGGCUGACGACGAGAAGAAGAGGAACGAUCGCGAACAGGAUUAUAUCAGACGUCAGCUGGAGGAGGAGCAGAGACACCUGGAGAUGCUGCAGGAGCAGCUGCUCCGUGAACAGGCCAUGCUGCUGGCCGACGAGCGGUACCGUAAGAACAUUCAGGGCUCCCCUCAGAUUGCCCCUCCCUCCAAGCAGCCCCCCCUGCCCCCCCGCUCCUCUGAACCCUUCUCCAACGACGGCUCCUCCUCCGAGGCCUCCGCCAUGCACCGGCCCAUGGAGCCUCAGGUCCAGUGGUCCCACCUGGCUGCUCUAAAAAGCAGCAACAGUGCCACCCCCUCUCCUCCUCCUCCUCCUCCUCUUCCUCCUCCUCCUCCUCUGCCCGUGGUCUCUCGCUCCCAGUCCUUCAGCGAGCCCGGCGGCGUGACCUCUAACUUUGCACAACUCCACCUGCGUUCCCAGGACCCCCACCAUCACCACCCAUCGCCCGCACGCACUGAUCCCCAACCUCCCCUCCACCACCCUCAGGCCCACAAUAGGGCCAGCGGCGAGGAGGCACCUCCCAAGGUCCCAGUGAGGACAACCUCCAGGUCUCCGGUACUGUCGCGCCGAGAGUCCCCUCUGCCGUCACAGCCCGGCAACCAGGCUGUACAGAGGAGCGCCGCAGGUAAUGCGGAGCAGCGGCCGCUGUGGGACCGAGUGGAGAAGCUGCAGCCUCGGCCAGGCAGCGGCAGCUCCUCCGGCUCCUCCAACUCCAGCUCCCAGGCCAGCCCUGGUGACCGCUUCCGACCACGCUGUGAGUCCCCCGCUUCCUCCAAAUCUGAAGGAUCGCCACUCCAGCGGCCUGAAAAUGUUCCCAAAAAGCCAGAUGAAAAGAACCUCGCUCGGCCAACUCGACCAGCUGGUGACGCGGAUCUGACCGCUCUGGCCAAGGAGCUUCGUGCGGUAGACGACGUGAGGCCUCCCCACAAGGUCACCGACUAUUCCUCCUCAAGCGAGGAUUCGGGCAGCACCGACGAGGAAGACGACGAGGAGGUGGACCAGGAGGCGGGUGAGGAGUCCACCUCGGGACCUGAGGACUCCAGGGCUGGAUUUUCCCAUGGCUUCCGCAGGAGGCUGAGCAACGGGGAGACGGAGUCGGCUAAGACCAUGCUGAUGGAAGACUCUGAGGGCGACAUGACGACCUCCAAGGAUGGCACGCUGGUCAUCAGACAGAGCACCGCUGACAUAAAGCAGUUGGUCAAUCUCUCCUCUCCCUCGGCCGGCUUUGUUCACGUCCACGGCCAGCCCCAAACCCCGAGCCAGGGUCUCGCCGAGAAAAACGGCUUUGCCGGCCGCAUACACCACCUACCAGACCUUAUCCAGCAGAGCCAUCAUUCGCCUUCCUCUUCCACAACCAUCCCUUCCUCCUCCUCCUCCUCCUCCUCCUCCUCCUUCCCCUCAUCAUCUAGCUAUGCCAGUCCUGCCAUGUCCCCACAGAACCCCCUGGACGAGCUCUCUGCCAUAGAGUCCCAGUCUGAAAGCAACUCCAUGUCCAAACACAAGUCCUCCUCCUCCUUCACUCCCUUCAUCGACCCUCGUCUUCUCCAGAUCUCUCCAUCCAGCGGCAGCGCCCUCAACAACAUGGCAGCAGUUGGGCCAGACGGACAGCUCGCAGACCCGCUGAAAUCCGACCCGUCCCGUAAAGGCUCCGUGGUCAACGUCAACCCGGUCAACACGCGCCCGCCCAGCGACACGCCAGAGAUUCGCAAGUACAAGAAGAGGUUCAACUCUGAGAUCCUGUGUGCCGCGCUCUGGGGAGUCAACCUGCUGGUGGGAACAGAGAGCGGCCUGAUGCUGCUGGACCGGAGCGGUCAGGGGAAGGUCUACCCUCUGAUCAACCGGAGGCGCGUCCAGCAGAUGGACGUCCUGGAGGGACUCAACGUCCUGGUCACCAUAUCGGGCAAAAAGAACAAGCUGCGGGUGUACUACCUGUCGUGGCUGAGAAACAAGAUUUUGCACAACGACCCUGAGGUGGAGAAGAAGCAGGGUUGGGUCAAUGUGGGCGAACUGGAGGGCUGCGUCCACUACAAAGUCGUGAAAUAUGAGAGGAUUAAGUUCCUGGUGCUGGCCUUGAAGAAUGCCGUGGAGAUCUACGCCUGGGCCCCCAAACCCUACCACAAGUUCAUGGCCUUUAAGUCUUUCGGUGAUCUGGUGCACAAGCCUCUGCAGGUUGACUUGACGGUGGAGGAAGGUCAGAGGUUAAAGAUCAUCUACGGCUCCUGCUCAGGCUUCCAUGCCGUGGAUGUGGACUCCGGCGCCGUCUAUGACAUCUACCUGCCCACACACAUCCAGAGCAGCAUUCAGUGCCACGCCAUCAUCAUCUUGCCCAACACCGACGGCAUCGAGCUGCUGGUGUGUUACGAGGACGAGGGCGUCUACGUCAACACCUACGGGCGCAUCACCAAGGACGUGGUGCUGCAGUGGGGGGAAAUGCCGACUUCAGUGGCCUACAUUAGGUCAAACCAGAUCAUGGGCUGGGGCGAGAAGGCCAUCGAGAUCCGCUCCGUGGAGACGGGCCACCUGGACGGGGUCUUCAUGCACAAGAGGGCCCAGAGACUCAAGUUCCUCUGUGAGAGGAACGACAAGGUCUUCUUCGCCUCCGUGCGCGCUGGAGGUGCCAGCCAGGUGUACUUCAUGACCCUGGGACGCACCUCCCUCAUGAGCUGGUAGUCGACGUCCCCGCCGCGCCGGCCGACACGACGACCACACCGGAGCAGUGACCAACAGAUGACGAUUGUGACUACGACCGACGAAGAAGAUGAAGCCUCGGGCGUCUUGAUGGAGGGAACGGCUUCCUCUCAGCCGCGCGGGCGAGAAAAAACCCCACAAAAAAAACCAACGGAUUGGACUGUAAUCACGAUAAGAAGAUGGGGACCGGCGAGGAGGUGCGUUCUGUUCGUGUCCACUGAGUGUACUAGUAAACUAUAUUACGACAACAGAAAUCCCCCCCCCCCCUUCUCUCCCUCACCCAACCUUUGAGCCGAUCUCCUCCUCUUCCUCUGCGGGACGCGGGAUCUGUUGCCAGCUGAUGGUAAACCUUUAUGUGUCAUAGUAAAACUUUGCAUCGUGUACGUGUGUGAGCGGAGGAAUCACUGAGCAUGUGAAUCACUGAAGGGACGAUUAGAGGCUAAAUGCGGCAGUCACUGUAUCAAAGAAGGCGAAUACUUUAUGUGCCACACCUCGAGUGUCGCCGUUUGUAGCUGUAGUUUAGUCCCGUUCAGGUGAAAUUUAACUCCCUCUUCCCACCACGGUAGAUUUCCACGUCAAGCAUGCCAUUUAACACGAGUUCACCGCCACAUAGAUAACAACGCUUGACAUGUAAAUCUGCCUCUGUAUCUUCACUUUUUUUGCCUUCUCUUCCUGAAAGUGAAGAUUUUUUUUAAGGGACCUUCUUGAUAUGAUAUAUCCAUUAAAUACAGGGUACUGGAUAUCAGCAUGUACAUACAAACUACAUCUACCUUGUAGGCUUCAGACUCUGGCAGGUUUUACAGACACUAUCUCGACUUUUACCACAUUGCCUCACAUAUUGUAGGUCAUGUCGGACAGAAGCAGCCCCGUUUAUGACGGCAUUUUUGCUUUGGUGUCAUCAACAAACUUUCUGCCCCAGUUUUUACAUACACUGUAUGUGACUUGCAGCACAUAAAUAAAGCAUACGGAUUUUAGGACACAACCAUCCAUACGUUUUAAGGGAAGAAUUAACCCCAUUUGUCAUCAAGUUUUUAUUUUUUUAUUUCUACGGCUUUCCCAAUUGUGAUUUGCUCCUCUGCUCUACCAUCUGUGUCUGUUGCUCAUUUUCACAUCUACUGGAAAUAUGAAAACUAUCAACCAAAACAACGAAUGGACCCAGAAAUGUGAGAUGCACUAGCAGGUGGAUGUUCCCUUUUUUUUUACAUCGGUCAUAAGUAGGGCGAAAGGAUAAACUGUGAAUUAGACAAGCAGAAUUAUCAGGGGGGGGGGGGGCAUUAAGGUAGCAUUGAGGCCAGUGGGCAGGAGGCACAGCAAGGGAAUGAAGGCAGUGUGCACAGAUCCAGAGGGCCGAGAAGAAGCUUUGAACAUCACACUCGCGAAGAACGGGGAGGAAAUCCAGAUCAGCUGAUUGUCCUCUGUCUGCACCACGUUUGAAUUUCACUUGUACAAUCAUCCAACUGUAUUUUGAAGGAGACUUUAGCUUAAGUUGUAGCUAAACCAUUGCCUUAGAAGGGUCUCCAGCUGAUUUUAAAACGGCUCAAAAUCCUCUGUGGGUUUUGACGAGUUAAAGGUGAAGUUUUGAAUUGAUGUACUGUAGGAACACUUGAGUCUGAAUCAGCCAUGUGACUCAAUAUCGGACCUCUUUUUAUUAUUAUUUUGGGCUUCAGACAGGCGAUUAGCUUGUUUUCUUCGUCCAGUCUCCAGUGAAAAGACAAAAUACUUUGAACUGGAUAAUUUUUUCCAUCCCAGAAUGGAAAUCGACUUAAUUUGACCAUUCUUCCUCUCAUCCUCUUUUAACCCGGACGACAAGGAAAGACUUUGUCACUUCAUGUUAGACCGCCUCAUAACCACUGUUAAAAUAUCGAGUCCAUCCUGCAGCUGUGUUUGUGUGAAUGAGAAAACUAUAUUACCCCCCCCCCCCCCCCAACCGCCUAAACUUCAACUCUCUGACCCGGCUCUCAGUCAAACUGUCCACGGUGGGACCCGCUGAGAGCUGCAGGACAUGGGGAUGAGAUGCAUUCACUGUCCUGGUCAUCUGUGAAAGGCAAAGAAAGUCACGUUCUAAUAGCAGUGUUACAAAACCACUUUGGACGGCGUGAACUAAGAGGCAUAUUUUUAACUCUGACUUAGUUUUGUUUCUGCAAUUUUUAUUAUGUAAUCCUUCAGAUAAGUAUGCGACUGCAGCGGUUUCUAAAUUGUACACCUUGUGUUGAAAAUGUUUACAGAAGCAAUUGUUUUGUUAAACCAAUGUGCAUCGAUAUGAAUAUUUAUGGUUUAUUUUGAGGGCAGUUUUUCCCUGUUUUUUUGUAUUUUGUAUUAUUCCCUUUUUGUAUUAUCAUUUAGACGUUUGUGUACAGGAAUAAUCCACUUUAGCUCGCGUUACGAACUCCACAGGUCUAGCGUGCGAAUUUCACUGAUUCCUCUACAUCCUGCAUCGUGUGCACAGCGGGCCCCUGGCUGUGUGGCAGCGUGGAUUAAAUGUUUUCUACCACCCAGGUGCCAGGUGACAUGUUCCCCCCUCAAGCGUCUCUCUCUCUGCCAUGCCUCUCUAAUUUAUGUCCUCUCUGUGUACUAUGGGAAUUACUGUAUUUUCCUGAAGGUCUUUUUUUCUUCCAUUGAAUAAAAUCAAAAGUAAUUUACA
Pseudoliparis swirei is the source of this 6894-nucleotide messenger RNA. RefSeq names its product mitogen-activated protein kinase kinase kinase kinase 4 (gene map4k4). Gene Ontology annotation, molecular function: protein kinase activity; ATP binding. The transcript is spliced from 32 exons. Lineage: Eukaryota; Metazoa; Chordata; Actinopteri; Perciformes; Liparidae. Bases 177 to 4235 code for a protein of 1352 amino acids. The record is from RefSeq and is a predicted model, not a curated record. Gene Ontology annotation, biological process: protein phosphorylation.